ACUUCCGUAAACAGAAGCUGUUAAACGGAAACUUUUUUUUACGUUUCUUUAUUAAAUUUAAAGUUUUUGUGUCGGUGAUUUAAUCUGAGCUCGGGGUCGCUGGGCAGACAUGCUGGUUGGACAGAGAAGGAAAACUCAGUGUCGGGAAUUUACCGGCCCUACACCUCACUCAGUAGCAGUGCGAGCCAGACAGCCAUCAUGCAGACCCUCAGAUUACCUUAUCAUAGAACGAAGGAAACAGGAGGCUGCUCGCAGCAGUGUGCUGGAGUUUACCAAAGAGCAAAGUGCCUGGGAUCUGAGAACGCGCUGGGAGAAGAACACCGAGCAGAGGAUGGUAUCGGCCACUAUAGAGCGGCGCGUCCAUGAGGCAAUGGAACAGUACGAGAUGAGCAUCGAUGAACGGAGAGAAAGGCUGCGUAAAAUGCUGGAAUCUGAGGAGAGAGAAUUGUUGCGAGAGAUGGAGGCAAAGAAAGACACUGUGCUUGAAAGCCAAGCCAGGAUGCGCGAGAGAGCAAAGUAUCUGCAGGAGAAAAGAGAGAGUGAGAGACAGAAGGUGGUUGCUGAGAAGCUUGAUCAACUCUUCAGACAGCAGAGUGAUGAGCUGCGGGCUAUGCACACACGCCGGCAACAGGAAGAGGUCUGCACGGAGCGUGCAGCACAGAUCCAAACACGUCUGGAAGAGCAUCGACUGCAGCAGGAGGAAGAUAAGCUGUUUGCACAGCUGUGGGAAGGAGAUCGUCUAGCUAAAGAGCAGCGAGAGAACCUGCAGGCGCAGCGUCAGAAAGAGAAUAACUUGCAGCAGCUGGCUUUCCUGCGCAUCCAGAUUGAAGCUGCAGAGCAACAGAGGCUGCAGGCCAAACAGCUCCAAGAUGAAGAAGCCCAGUUACUGCGAGAUCAGAGGGAGAUGAUGCGUCUGGAAGAGCAGCGGGAGCACAGACGGAAACUCCAGAAUCAGGAGAGCCGGCGCAGGCAGCUAGACACCUCGCUGCGUCUGAAAAUGAAGCGUCUGGCGCAGGAACAGCAGGAGGAGCUGGCGUUGGACAUGAGCAUCCUGGAGCACCUGCUUACACAGGCGAAGGACGAUAAAAAAGAAGAGGCUCUGAGGAAGUUGGAACUGCGUGAUGAGCAGCAAAGGUAUCGGCAGUACCUGGCGGAGCAGCUGGAGGAACAGAGACGGCACGAGGCAGAGACGGAGCAGCUGAUCGAGGCUGAGCUGCAGCAGACGUGGAAGCGCAGGGCGGAGCAAAACCGUCUGGUGAAAGAAGCCAGAGACCGGCUCAUGAAAGAUGUCCUGGACACACAACGCUUUCAAAUUCAGGAAAAGUUGGAGAGGAAUGCUCAGAAACAGGCUGAACUGGCUAAGGAGAGAGACGAGCUGAAUAGAACCAUCCAGGAGAACAAGCUGCUGGAUGAACAGGAAAAAACACGUCUCAGGGAGGCAUGUCAGGAAUAUCAAGCUGGUCUGUUGGCUCAGAUUUUGCACAAGCAGCAGCUGUGUGAUGUCGAGCAAGCUGAAAACGACCGGGAGGUCCAAAGGAGUCGAAUGUACCAGGAGAAAUACAAUCAGAAGGUGCAGGAGAUCCUGUCCAGGCCGACAUCACACACCACAGCAGUUCACCCUUUUAGAAGAAGAAGAAGAGAUCAACCAACAACUAACUAAACCUGCUCAAAUCAAUAGCUAUAAGCUGUGAUUAGCUCUCACAGUGAAAAAGUCUCAGUGAGCUCCUGUACCUUUAAUAGGUUUUAUAGUUUCAUAGGCUGAUAUACAAUAUCUUUGAAUUGUGAUCAAGAUGUGCAAAACAAAAUAAAAAAAAUAAAAUAAACGUCUUUCCUCUGAGGCGCUACUUUUGGUCCUGAUUAAAUCAACUUUAUUUCUGAAAUGCACCUUAGAUUGUUUCUGUGACUAUAUUUCCAAAAGGUGUGUGACUUGACUGACUAGUUUUUAAUGAAGUUAAUUAUUUCAAUGUUAAGGGUUUGAACAAUCUUGAAUCAUUAUUCAAAGCAAAUAAAGGUCAUCC
Messenger RNA from Pangasianodon hypophthalmus (striped catfish), 2018 nucleotides. It is a transcript of the gene cfap53, whose product is annotated as cilia and flagella associated protein 53. Lineage: Eukaryota; Metazoa; Chordata; Actinopteri; Siluriformes; Pangasiidae. The record is from RefSeq and is a predicted model, not a curated record. The coding region runs from base 110 to 1660 and encodes 516 amino acids. The transcript is spliced from 8 exons.